This is a messenger RNA of Eufriesea mexicana, 798 nucleotides long. RefSeq names its product paired box protein Pax-6. The transcript is spliced from 4 exons. The record is from RefSeq and is a predicted model, not a curated record. Gene Ontology annotation, molecular function: RNA polymerase II transcription regulatory region sequence-specific DNA binding; DNA-binding transcription factor activity, RNA polymerase II-specific. The coding region runs from base 1 to 798 and encodes 265 amino acids. NCBI's taxonomy places the organism in Eukaryota, Metazoa, Arthropoda, Insecta, Hymenoptera, Apidae. Gene Ontology annotation, biological process: regulation of transcription by RNA polymerase II.
AUGGCAGGCCCGUAUUUAUCACCGCUGGGGCCCCAGGCUGAUUUGCUCACAGAAUACAUGUUUGGAAGACGUCGUCAGAGACGCAAUCGGACGACUUUCACUCCUCAACAGCUUCAAGAAUUGGAGUCGCUCUUCCAGAAGACGCACUAUCCGGACGUUUUCCUAAGAGAAGAAGUCGCGCUUAGAAUUUCACUCUCAGAGGCUCGUGUGCAGGUUUGGUUCCAGAAUCGACGAGCGAAGUGGCGGAAACAAGCCCGAUUGCAAUUGUUACAAGAUGCAUGGAGAAUGCGAUGUUUGGGAUUAGGGAGCGCAGCACCUCUCCUUUUGAGGCCGCCACCCACGUCUUUGGAACGACCUGAUGCUGCGACACCACCGCCCCCACCACCGCCACCUCCGCCACCCCCACCACCUUCCGCUUCCGCCGCUACCAACGGACCACCCCUAACGGCGACCAACGCUGACAAAAUACCAGACACUCCAACUUUAUCCGUUUGCAGAGAUUACAGGAUCCUUCCACCUCCACAUGGAUAUUCUUUGACCUGUGACAAAUCUCCAGAGAGAAUGAAAUGUGGCUGUGGUUCUCCGCCGAGGAUAUGCGGUAGUCCAGUAGAAAGAGAUAUCAAUUUAACCGUCAGAGAUAGGCCCCAAGAGGCUGAAAUGGAUCUCACCGUGAAGGGUCCACCCCGACACACGCCGAUCGCUACUUUAUUCCAUCAACUACCCCAACAAGAACUCAGUCCUUCGCAAAAUGUCGACGAACCUUUGGACGUUACACUUAAUGCUAACAAAAAUAAUUAA